CCUCUUAAUAUCUGAGACGACUGCAUUAAAACCUUAACUCUCUUUUUGUCUAUAUAAACUUGGUUCCGAAAACCCAUUUCUGCAAAUCCAACUUAGUUUUCAAUUAUAUCAUCUUUGCUUUAAUUUCUUUCAUUGUUCAUAUUUGAACCCGCAAAUGAUGAGAAGCGAAGAAUAUAAACGCAUUCUUCGUUGUUUCGACAAAGAUGGAGAUGGGAAAAUUUCAGCGUGGGAGUUAAGGCAUAGACUAGGACGGAUGGGCGGAGAGUUGAUGUUAAAUGAAGAAGAAGCAUUGGGCUGGAACGGGAAUGGGUUAUUGGAUUUGGAGGACGUAAUAGAGUUGAUGGAAGGAGGAGGAGAAGAAGAAAAGAUGAAGAAUUUGAGAGAAGCAUUUGAGAUGUAUGAUGGACAAGGAAGUGGGUUCAUUACACCCCAAGGACUGAACAAAAUGCUGACAAAACUUGGGGAGUCAAAGUCGAUUGAUGAAUGUAUGGUGAUGAUCAAGCAUUUUGAUAUCAAUGGCGAUGGAGUUAUCAGCUUUGAUGAAUUCAGAGUAAUGAUGCAGUAAUAUAAGGCCAUGGUUGUUCCUUUUUUUUUUCCUUUGCUUUCCAUCUGUGUCAGGGAUCAUCAUUCAUUAUAUUCUUUUAACUAAUAGAAAUUGUUCCAACAAGUUAAAUAUACUCCAUCAUGAAAGUGGGCGGUGGUUAAUAAUAAUCUUCUCCGUAAACUAUAAGUAAGUUCAGUUUUAAUAA
This is a messenger RNA of Gossypium raimondii (Peruvian cotton), 749 nucleotides long. RefSeq names its product putative calcium-binding protein CML19. The coding region runs from base 155 to 565 and encodes 136 amino acids. Gene Ontology annotation, molecular function: enzyme regulator activity; calcium ion binding. The transcript has a single exon. Lineage: Eukaryota; Viridiplantae; Streptophyta; Magnoliopsida; Malvales; Malvaceae. The record is from RefSeq and is a predicted model, not a curated record.